AGCUGAACGAAAACAAACAACUGCAAGUAGCGAGCGCAGCAGCAGCAGCAGUGGCUCUCAAGAAAAAAGUUUUCGCACAUUUAUAUUGAUUUUAGUGCAUUCUAUUUGUGCGAUAAACAGUAUAUGUUGUGUAUCUGAGUUAGCUGCGGGGCAACUCCAGCAAUUGUUGCUUCCUAGGCCAAGAGUUUCCACAUCGCCCGUCUUAAUGUGCAUGUGCAUGUGUUUGUGUGUGUGAGUAAGUGAGUGUGGAGCAGCAAAAAUGGCCAGCAAAUGUUUCACAGCUGCAUAAACAUGAACUCGAGUUAGUUAAACUAGAUUAGCAUCUGUUUAGGUGCAGAUAUAUAACGUAGAUUUUGUGGCCGAUUUUUGGGGCGCGGCGACAGCUGCUCCUCAGUCGUUGCUGUUGUCUGUGUGCGUGCGUGUAAACAAAACAAAUUUGAAAAGUGGAGCAGUACAAAGGCAAAGUGAAGGGGGCAACAUCUACAGCAGCAGCAACCACAACAACAGUAGUAACAACAACAACAAAUAACACAAUGGCCAGUCGCAGUCGCGCUAUACUAAAUGUUAAUCUCGAUACGGUCAUGGCCAACGAUCCGUUGCGUGAGCUCUUUGAGGCCUGUAAAACAGGUGAAAUAGCCAAAGUGAAGAAGCUGAUAACGCCACAAACGGUUAAUGCGCGCGACACAGCAGGACGCAAAUCGACUCCAUUGCAUUUUGCAGCGGGUUAUGGACGGCGGGAGGUGGUCGAGUUUCUGUUGAACAGCGGCGCCUCCAUACAGGCCUGCGACGAGGGUGGCCUGCAUCCUCUGCACAACUGCUGUUCUUUUGGGCAUGCGGAGGUGGUGCGUUUGCUGCUUAAAGCCGGAGCCAGUCCAAAUACCACCGACAACUGGAACUAUACACCGCUCCAUGAGGCGGCCAGCAAGGGUAAGGUGGAUGUUUGUCUGGCGCUGCUGCAGCAUGGAGCGAAUCAUACCAUUCGCAAUUCGGAGCAGAAGACACCUCUGGAGUUGGCGGACGAUGCGACACGUCCGGUGCUGACCGGCGAGUAUCGCAAGGAUGAGCUGCUGGAGGCUGCCCGUUCAGGAGCCGAGGAUCGGCUGCUUGCCCUCCUCACGCCCCUCAAUGUCAAUUGUCAUGCCAGCGACGGACGUCGCUCGACUCCAUUGCAUUUAGCCGCCGGCUACAAUCGCAUUGGCAUCGUUGAAAUACUGCUAGCCAACGGAGCUGACGUGCAUGCCAAGGAUAAGGGUGGCCUGGUGCCGCUGCAUAAUGCCUGCUCCUACGGCCACUUCGAUGUCACCAAAUUGCUGAUUCAGGCCGGCGCCAAUGUCAAUGCCAACGAUCUGUGGGCCUUCACGCCGCUGCACGAGGCCGCCUCCAAAAGUCGUGUCGAGGUGUGUAGCCUGUUGCUCAGUCGCGGCGCUGAUCCCACGCUCCUCAACUGCCACAACAAGUCGGCCAUCGAUGCGGCACCAACGCGAGAGCUGCGUGAACGCAUUGCCUUUGAAUACAAGGGACAUUGCCUGAUGGACGCUUGUCGAAAGUGCGAUCUAUCGCGUGUGAAGAAGCUCGUCUGUGCCGAAAUAGUUAACUUUGUGCAUCCUUAUACGGGUGAUACGCCUCUGCAUUUGGCCGUGGUCUGUCAGGAUGGCAAACGGAAGCAGUUGGUGGAGCUGUUGACACGCAAGGGAGCCCUCCUCAAUGAGAAGAACAAGACCUUCCUGACGCCACUGCAUUUGGCCGCCGAGUUGCUGCACUAUGACGCCAUGGACGCUCUGCUUAAACUGGGCGCCAAGGUCAAUGCAUUGGAUAGUCUUGGCCAGACGGCGCUGCAUCGUUGUGCGCGGGAUGAGCAGGCGGUGAGAUUGUUGCUCUCCUAUGCGGUGGACAGCAAUAUUAUCUCAUUGGAGGGCUUAACUGCAGCUCAGCUGGCAUCGGAUAAUGUGCUAAAGCUACUCAAGAAUCCGCCAGACAGCGAGACAAACUUGCUGGAAGCGGCCAAGGCUGGUGAUUUGGAUGCAGUGCGUCGCAUUGUGCUUAACAAUCCACAUACAGUCAAUUGUCGGGAUCUAGAUGGACGUCACUCGACGCCGUUGCACUUUGCUGCCGGUUUCAAUCGUGUGCCUGUCGUGCAAUUUCUGCUGGAGCACGGAGCAGAGGUAUAUGCCGCAGAUAAGGGUGGCCUGGUGCCACUGCAUAAUGCCUGCUCCUAUGGCCACUACGAGGUAACCGAACUGCUCGUCAAGCACGGCGCCAAUGUAAAUGUCUCCGAUCUGUGGAAGUUUACUCCGCUUCAUGAGGCUGCGGCCAAGGGCAAGUAUGACAUUUGCAAGCUGCUGCUGAAGCAUGGCGCUGAUCCCAUGAAGAAGAAUCGUGAUGGUGCGACGCCAGCUGAUCUUGUCAAGGACUCAGAUCAUGAUGUCGCCGAACUACUGCGUGGCCCCUCAGCACUGCUAGAUGCCGCCAAAAAGGGCAACUUGGCGCGGGUGCAACGCCUGGUCACACCAGAAACGAUCAACUGCCGCGAUUUGAAUGGACGCAACUCGACGCCGCUGCAUUUGGCCGCCGGAUACAAUAACUUUGAAUGUGCCGAAUAUUUGCUGGAAAAUGGCGCCGAUGUCAAUGCCCAGGAUAAGGGUGGACUCAUACCAUUGCACAAUGCCAGCUCCUAUGGGCAUUUAGAUAUUGCUGCGCUGCUGAUCAAGCACAAGACGGUGGUCAAUGCGACCGACAAAUGGGGCUUCACUCCGUUGCAUGAGGCCGCCCAGAAGGGACGCACCCAGCUUUGUUCCCUGUUGCUAGCCCAUGGUGCCGAUGCGUAUAUGAAGAACCAGGAGGGCCAGACACCUAUUGAGUUAGCCACGGCCGAUGAUGUUAAAUGCCUGUUACAGGAUGCAAUGGCCACAUCGCUCAGCCAACAGGCGCUUAGAGCUUCUACGCAAUCUUUAAGUGGCAACUCUCCCGCACCAGAUGCAGGUUGUAGCACCGCAAAUGCAGCUGCAACAUGCUCGUCGACAGCAGCUGCUGCUGCAGCGGCCUCAGCGGCAAUGUUGUCGCCCACCACGGAGACAGUGUUGCUACCAUCGGGUGCUUCUAUGACACUAAGUGUGCCGGUGCCAUUGCCACUGAACAGCUGCGCCACACGCAUCAGUCCUGCCCAAGGAGCGGAGGCGAAUGGCGCUGAGAAUACAGGCAGUGAGGAGCUGCUAACCGAUCCGGAGUCAAUUACAAAUGUUUCGGGUUUCCUGAGCAGCCAACAGCUGCAUCAUUUGAUAGAGCUCUUCGAGCGGGAGCAGAUCACACUCGACAUACUGGCCGAGAUGGGCCAUGAUGAUCUCAAGCAGGUGGGCGUGUCCGCCUACGGCUUUCGACACAAGAUACUCAAGGGCAUUGCCCAGCUGCGCGCAACAACAGGCAUUGGCAACAAUGUGAAUCUGUGCACACUUCUGGUCGAUCUACUGCAGGAUGACAAGGAGUUUGUCGCCGUCGAGGAGGAAAUGCAGGCCACAAUACGCGAACAUCGUGACAAUGGCCAGGCCGGAGGCUACUUUACACGCUACAACGUAGUGCGGGUACAAAAGGUACAGAAUCGUAAGUUGUGGGAGCGUUACGCCCAUCGCCGUCAGGAAAUUGCCGAAGAGAAUUAUUUGCAGUCAAAUGAGCGUAUGCUCUUCCAUGGUAGCCCAUUUAUCAAUGCGAUUGUGCAGCGCGGAUUUGAUGAGCGUCACGCCUACAUUGGUGGCAUGUUCGGUGCAGGCAUUUACUUUGCGGAGCACAGCUCCAAGAGCAAUCAGUAUGUGUAUGGCAUUGGCGGCGGCAUUGGUUGCCCAUCGCACAAGGAUAAAUCCUGCUAUGUCUGUCCCAGACAAUUGCUGCUGUGUCGCGUUGCGCUGGGUAAAUCAUUUUUGCAAUAUAGCGCCAUGAAGAUGGCGCAUGCACCGCCAGGACAUCACUCGGUCAUCGGUCGUCCAUCGGCAGGCGGCCUGCACUUUGCAGAAUACGUUGUCUAUCGGGGUGAACAGUCUUAUCCAGAGUACUUGAUAACCUACCAAAUCGUCAAGCCCGAUGAUAGUAACAGCGGCGCCGAGGAAACAAGAUGAUGGAUGCCCUCGGUUGGCUCGACGCCUACAACAACAUCGCCAGCACCGCAACCACAACAGACCUCAGCUCCAGCGCCAGCUAUAGCAAUUGCUAUAGCUCCAGUUCAAGUUCAAGUUCCAGCCACAGCCACAGCUCCAGUUGCCAAGCGGCGGCAUAAGCACGCCAAAACGAACCAGCAACAACAGCGGCAACAUCAUCAGCCUCAACACCAACAUCAGCUGCCGCUGCAGUUGCAAUAUCAACAUUAUCAGCCGCAGCAAUCGACGCCGGUGGUAACCACCACGCAGCCAACACCAGCGGGCGUCUUUACGCACAAUAACAACAACCAUAGCUAUAAUAGUAAUAAUAACACUAACGGCAACAUCAACAGCAACAAUAACAACAACAAUGACAUGUCACCGAUAUCGAACAGCAAUAGUUACUCCUCGGUGGACACAAAUCAAACGCUGCUCAAUUCAAUUGCCAAUCAACGUGGCAAUAAUCAGCGUCAAAAUCACCAAAAUCAUCAGAGCCGUAAAUAUAGUCAAUUUAUGAUCAUAACGCCCGCCGUUUCGAUUGAUCGUGACUUUGAAUACGAAUCGCAUUUGGAUUUUGAGGACUUUGCCAAUGCGGCGCACAACAAUGGCAAUCUGUUUCGUUUGGGAUUGCGCCGGAGCGGCAGCAGUAGCGACGACAGCGGACACAGUAGCGACAGCAGCUUUCGAUCCAAUUACAAUCCCUAUUUGCAUCACAGUCGUCAGCAUUUGCUAUCGAAUAAAAGCAACAAUGGAUGUAACUCUCGUCGUUUCUAUACCUUUUCGUCGUGGCGCUGGUGUUCUCUACUCUGUGCGGCAAUGCGUUGCUUUGGCGCCGGGCACGGCAACCAGGCACCGUAUAGCAGCUCUUUUGUGCAACAUCAUCGAUUACGUCGGUGUUCCUCCUACAACGGGGAUACUGCAUAUGACUAUGAGCAUUUUGCGGCGCCGUUUAAGGCUCGAAAAACACGCGAUCAUAUGAAUAAUAUUACAUACGAGUUGUGACGGUGGCCGCUUUCCAAAUAUGAACAGCAUUUUGAUCUCUUUGUCGCCGUUGUAUUUGUUGGUCUACUCCUAAAACUUCUGCUCCUUAUUAGACUUUUAUUACAAUUAUUAGCUAUAAAUGUCGUGUACUGUGUGUCGUCAUCGUUCACUCUAGAAUGUAAGCGAUAUAAAGUUGAUCGUAAAAUCAAAAGAGCAGCACAUUUUUUGAGUGAUUUUAAUUCGAAAUACGAGUAAUUAAUAUAAUAUUUACGAUUAUACACAAACAAUUAUACAGAUAAAAAGAGUAUAAAUACA
This is a messenger RNA of Drosophila innubila, 5417 nucleotides long. It is a transcript of the gene Tnks, whose product is annotated as poly [ADP-ribose] polymerase tankyrase. The record is from RefSeq and is a predicted model, not a curated record. NCBI's taxonomy places the organism in Eukaryota, Metazoa, Arthropoda, Insecta, Diptera, Drosophilidae. Gene Ontology annotation, molecular function: NAD+ poly-ADP-ribosyltransferase activity; protein binding. Gene Ontology annotation, biological process: protein localization to ciliary inversin compartment. Gene Ontology annotation, cellular component: ciliary inversin compartment. The transcript has 7 exons.